AUGGAGAUGCCGGCGGUCCCUGGGGAUCCGGAGGCUGCCAUGGGCCCGGGCGCAGUGCCCAGGAGCCGCCGGAGCACGCGGGAGCCGGGACUGAGGCUUCUCCUCCUGGGAAAACACGGCGCGGGGAAGAGUGCCACGGGGAACAGCAUCCUGGGCCGGGAGGCGUUUGCGUCCAGAUUCAGGGUGCAGGCGGUCACCACAGAGUGCCAGAGCGCGCACGGGACUGUGCGGGACACGGAGCUCGUGGUCAUCGACACCCCCGACCUCUUCUCCUCGAGCGUCAGCGCCGAGGCCCAGCGUGGCCACCUCGAGCGCUGCGCGGAGCUCUCAGCUCCCGGCCCCCACGCGCUGCUUCUGGUCAUCCCCAUCGGCAACUUCAAGAAAGAGGACGCGGAAACCUUCCAUCGCGCCAAGUCCAGGUUUGGACGGGAGACCGGGAAGCAUAGCAUCGUGGUCUUCACCAGGAAGGAUGAGUUGGGGGAGGACUCCCUGCAUGAGUUCGUGGAGAGCGACAAGGCCCUAAGGGCGCUGGUGCAGGACUGCGGGGGCCGGUACUGCGCUAUCGACAACAAGGCCUCGGGGGCGGAGAGGGACGCGCAGGUGUCCGAGCUCCUCUGCAAGGUAAAGGGUCUGGUGGACCAGAACGGAGAACAGCCCUAUUGCCUGGACCUCGGAAACGAGCACAGUGAAUUGCAGGAUACCAUGAAUGAAAGACGUGACAAUUCACAUGGGUCCGAGGAGAUGCAGCUGCAGUCGGCCAGCAGUGAGCUAGCCCCCGAGACAUCAGAACUGAGGGUCCUGCUGGUGGGCAAGCACGGCGCGGGAAAAAGCACAGUCGGAAAUCGCCUUCUGGGGGAGCAGGCCUUUGACACCGGAUUCAGUGAAGAACCCAUGACCACAAAAUUUCAGUCUCAGAGUAGAGUCUGGGAAAAUAGGAACAUUUUGAUCAUCGAUUCUCCAGACAUCUCAUCUCCAGAUAGUUUUAAGGGGCAGUUUCAGAGAACCACACGUGGGGGCCCCCAUGUCAUCCUGAUGGUGAUUCCAAUCGGCUCAUUUUCCAAGAAAGAUGAAGAUCUGCUGGAAACCCUUCGAAAAACUUUUGGAACCAAAGUCUUUGAGCACAUGUUCAUUCUCCUCACCAGGGAAGAAGAUAGACGUCAGAGUACAGAAAUGUUAAAAGAUAGAGAUGAUUCUCUCAAUAGUCUCCUCAGGAAGUGUAAAAAUAAAAAAUUCUCCAACUACAAAGCAGUGGGGGAGGAGGAACAGCAGCAGGUGGAUCAGCUCCUGCAAGAACUCGUGAUUCUGACGCAGCAGAAUGCGAAUAAGCCAUGUGCCAUGGUAAAGGAAGAUACCCUGAGCAUUGUCCUUGUGGGGAGGGGCGGGACUGGGAAGAGCGCAACUGGAAACACCAUCCUCAGGCGGAUGGCGUUCCCCUCACAGCUCAGUGCUCGGUCGGUUACCAAGACCUGCCAGACCGGCAAGGAGAAGUGGGGGGAACAGGAAGUAGUGGUUGUGGACACGCCUUCCCUCCUCCUGGUACCCAACGACUCCGAGGGUCCAUCCCAGCUAGAAGAGGAGGUAAGACGCUGUUCGUAUUACUGUGAAGGGAACAGGAUUCUCUUUGUCCUGGUGUUCCAGUUGGGAAGGUUCACUCAAGUGGAUCAAAGUGUUUUGGUGCAGUUAGAGAAAAUCUUUGGAGAGAAAGUUAAGGAAUACACAAUUGUGCUGUUCACUCGGAAGGAAGAUCUAGGGGGUGACAGCAUUGAAGAUUACCUUAAGAAUGUAGAUUGCAAAGCUCUUAAGAAGACUGUUGAAGAGUGUGGAGGGCGAGCUUGUGCCUUUAGUAACAGAGAGUCAGGUGAAGCUGGGGAAACCCAGGUGAGAGAUCUGCUGACAAUGGCCAAUGAACUGAUAAAGAGCCAUGGCGGGCAUGGAUAUCCUUUUAUUUUGGAUGAGGUUACCCAAAGAAUUAAACUCAUGAAAAGUGCUCAGGAAAAGUCCAAACACAAAUCUCAGAAACAGGAUUCAAGAAAUAAUUUCACAGAGAUGGUCGUAAAUGCACCAGGUAGAAUGAAAGACUACGCUUGUAAGAAGCUCAAGACCUGUAAAUGGCGAUCCACUGAGCACAGCCAGGAGUGA
This is a messenger RNA of Sorex araneus (European shrew), 2139 nucleotides long. It is a transcript of the gene GIMAP8, whose product is annotated as GTPase, IMAP family member 8. Gene Ontology annotation, molecular function: GTP binding. NCBI's taxonomy places the organism in Eukaryota, Metazoa, Chordata, Mammalia, Eulipotyphla, Soricidae. The record is from RefSeq and is a predicted model, not a curated record. The coding region runs from base 1 to 2139 and encodes 712 amino acids. Gene Ontology annotation, cellular component: endoplasmic reticulum. The transcript is spliced from 5 exons.